Molecule: messenger RNA, 808 nt
Organism: Branchiostoma floridae (Florida lancelet)
Lineage: Eukaryota; Metazoa; Chordata; Leptocardii; Amphioxiformes; Branchiostomatidae
Product: microsomal glutathione S-transferase 1-like
Exons: 3
Coding region: 38-502 (154 amino acids)
Cellular component (GO): membrane
Source: RefSeq, a predicted model, not a curated record
CCCCUACUUCCGCAGGUGGUGUCUGUCAGAGCUCAAAAUGGCGGACAGAGUCUUAGAGUUUGCUAACCCCGUGUUUGCGUCCUACGCCGCUUACGCAGGGCUGGCAUCCAUGAAGAUGAUGGGCAUGAUGGUAGUCACAGUUUACUACCGCCGUAUGAAGGGGGUUCAUGCGAAUCCAGAGGACACCUUGUUUACCUCAUUUGGAGCUAAAGAUAAGGCCGUGGUUCGAACCGACCACCCAGACAUCGAGAGAGUUCGGCGGCUGCACCUGAACGACCUCGAGAACAUCCCACCAUUCCUUGUGGUAGGCCUCCUAUACGUGCUGACCAAACCGUCGUCUGACGUUGCCGUGUGGCACUUCCGCGCCUUCCUGGCCUCCCGCCUGCUCCACACCGCCUGCUACCUGGGCGGGCUGCAGCCCUGGCGAUCCAUCUUCUUCGUAUUCGGCUACGUCACUACCGUCAGCAUGGCCGUACAGGUGGUGGCCAUAGGGUCUUUGUAAGGGCUUAGAGAAAAUGAUCGACUGUGUGCGCCCACCAUACUCUGAAAUUGCACAGCGCGUAGACCGUCCGUUUCGUAUUUGUGUUUGUGGUAGACUUAAAUUUAUUAUACUUCACUGGGCGUUACUUUUCACAGCAACAUAGUAGCUAAUUGUUUAGUUGAAUUGAAAAUGAUUACACAAAAACGUACAUAAAUAUUGCUUUGUUAUUAUAAUUAGAAAGGACAACGAUAUUCGCAUUUAGCCUCACUUGAUUGUAUGAAAGUUGGGGAUCCAAUAUUGUACAUUACUCAGUCAGUAGAAUUUUAA